Molecule: messenger RNA, 411 nt
Organism: Musca vetustissima
Lineage: Eukaryota; Metazoa; Arthropoda; Insecta; Diptera; Muscidae
Product: cell death-inducing p53-target protein 1-like
Exons: 2
Coding region: 22-411 (129 amino acids)
Molecular function (GO): zinc ion binding
Source: RefSeq, a predicted model, not a curated record
CUACCACAGAAAACAACAGCAAUGAGUAAAGCAACAACACCGCAAUACACCUAUAUACCACCACCAACAGCACCGCCAUCCUAUCAGGAGGCUGUGGGUGGUGUUAAGCCUGUGGGACCAUUUACUCCCGUUCCCAUCCCCGUGGUGACAACCAGAAACGAUGACAUUGUUACCACAGUAGUGCCCAUAGGACGCACCGCCACGCACAUGAUCUGUCCCUCGUGUCAUGCUGAAAUUGAGACAACUACUCGCACAACGCCCAGUAUGAUGGCAUAUAUAUCCGGUUGUCUUUUGGCAUUAUGCGGAUGUUUUCUGGGCUGCUGCCUGAUACCCUGUUGCAUUGACGGUUGCAUGGAAGUGCAUCACACUUGUCCCAAUUGUAAAUCUUACUUGGGCCGUAAUAGACGCUAA